This is a messenger RNA of Rotaria socialis, 1353 nucleotides long. Lineage: Eukaryota; Metazoa; Rotifera; Eurotatoria; Philodinida; Philodinidae. The record is from the annotation of a GenBank genome assembly.
AUGAAUAGGCGCUUAUUAGACAAUAUAACGUUUCGACAACGUUUCUUUCAUCGUAGCAACUACACUACUUAUAUUAUCAUUAUUGUCAUCGUUUUCCUAACUUUAGUCGGUGAGCCAAAAUUCAUUUUUCAAUCUCAUCUACACAUACCUUGGUUGACCGAUGUAAAACAUGUGCAACCACUACAGUGUAUUUCUGACAAAAAUCAACCUGGUUGGCCACGUGCUAUGGAAUCCUCUGAAAAAUCUCCACUUGAUGGCCAUCUUACAUUGAUCAUUGUCUCAGCAAAAUCCGAUUUCAAACGAUUGCCACUCACGUUGACUUCUCUCGUGUGUCAUCUUGAUUAUCGGCAACUUAAUCAAGUUAUCUUACUCGUUCCUCGUCAACAUGCAACACUCCUUGAGCCAUUUCUUGCCGGUGAAGCAUCUCGUCAUUGGCCAUGGCCCAUAUCAAUCAUGCCCGACGACAAUAUCUUGCAACAUACACAUACACAUUCAUAUCGUCUUCAAAUGAUGUUUAAAUUAGUAAUUGCUCAAGUGAUAAAAACUGAAUAUUAUAUGAUACUUGAUUCCGAUUGUAUUGCUCUCUCACCUAUUCAUGUUACACAAUUGCUCUGGCAACAGAAUAUGUCUAGUUCGAAAGUGAGCCAUGGGAUACCCUCACAUCAAGCUUUAUAUCAACUUGAAGAAAGAUCAGAUCAUGCCGAAUGGUGGCCCGAAAGUGAACAAUUGCUACAAAUUGAACCGAACACAUGCGUCACAAAUAAUCCGUCGACAAAAUCCAUCGGCGUUACACCAGCUAUUCUAUCGAAAUCAAUUGCAUUGAUGACUUUGUGUCGAUUACAGAAACUUUAUGGCGAUAGAUCAUUUUUGAACAUAUUAGCAAAUUGGGCUUUAUGGCGAACUCCAUUCGGUCGAAUGUGGACAGAAUAUACUUUAUACUAUUUGACUGCUCGCUGUACAGACACUUUCAAUUCUCAUCAUUUUCAUCGUGCAAAUACUUCGUCAGUACCACCAAUCAAUUUAUACGGUCCAAGUGUCUGGUGGGCCACGGAUUGGACAUCAUUUUUACGAUAUCAACUUCUUGAUUCAGCCAAAGCUGGACUUCAAUGGCGUCAGAAAGAGAUCGAUAAUGGAGAUGGUGCAUCGAUUAUUGAUUCAUCAGUGAAAGCAAUUAACCUUUUCACUGUUCUUCAAAGUCGUGCAACGGUUAAUCAAGCAUUAUUCCACACACUUCUAUAUCCACUCUUCAUAGACCACUUGGCACAUCGAAAGAACAGUCAAAAACUAUUGGAAAUUUUGAAUCGCAUGACAACGCAGUUCACGGGAAAUAGUAAUACCGAUGGAAUUCAUUGA